GCUCCAGAGUCUGUUUAUGUUUUUCUAUGUAUAUUUUUGAGUAGAACGCCUAAAAGAAUACUAAAUAUAUUGCUUCUUUUUUAUUUAGUAGCCAUUCCUGUUAAAGUAUAAUUCAUGAGUAUGUUUAAAAGUAAAAAUGAAGGCAAUAUUUAUAAGUGCACGGUGAGAUUGUUAGACGACACGGAGUUAAUCGAAUGCGAAUUCCAGCCAUUUCACAGAGGGAAUUACUUGGUCGAAUAUAUUUGUGAUCAGCUGAACAUUAAGGAAAGAGACUACUUUGGACUACGAUAUGUGGACAAUUCCAAGCAAAGGCAAUGGCUAGACCUUGGAAAACCAAUUUUGAAGCAGAUCAAAGAUCUAGAUCCAAUGCUUUUUUCCUUCCGUGUUAAGUUUUACCCCGCUGAUCCGUUUCGGUUAACAAAUCAAGGACGUACUAUGUUAUAUCAGCAAUUAAAACGAGACUUGAGACAUGGACGUAUAUAUUGUUCUGUUGGGGAAGCUGCAGCACUUGGAUCUCUUAUAGUUCAGGAAGAACUCGGAGAUUAUAACGAGGAAAUUCAUGUCGAAAACUAUGUAGCGUCUAUGAAUUUAGCUUUGCGGCAAACCGAAUCCCUUGAGAGGAAAAUCAUUGAACUUCAUAAGAAACGUGAACCCCGACAAAACCCCAGUGAAGUUGUAAACGAAUUCUUAAGCAUUGUUAGCAGCUUAGAAACUUAUGGUAUCGAUCCACAUCCAGUAAAGGACCAUCGAGGAUCCCAAUUGUACAUUGGUAUCAACUAUACGGGUAUAAGCACAUUUAUUUGCGGUAAACGUUCGCAGCAUUUUCGUUGGAACGAAGUACAAAAAAUUAAUUUUGAGGGCAAAAUGUUUAUUGCUCAUUUGAGCUACACUGAUGCAAGUAGAGAAGCGAAAAAGCAUACGGUGGGGUUUAAAUGCUCAACAAAUAGUACAUGCAGAUAUUUGUGGAGAUGUGCGCUGGAGCAAAUGUUAUUUUUUACACUCCCUAAUAGCCAAAAUGCUGCUGUUGUAUCAGGUGGAGGUUUUUUUUCGUGGGGAACAAAAUUUAAAUAUACAGGUCGAACUGAACGCGAAAUUCUCACUGAGAGUAUAAAUGCACUGCGCGAACAAAAAUUAAACAGUUCAGGAAUAAAUAAUAGAAAGGCCAGCAGUGUGCCUGCAACGCCGUCUAGUCCUCCGGGUGACUUUGAGCAAAUAAGAUACAGCAGUUUACCGCGAUCUACGAUGUCGGAACCAUUAACUUAUUGCAAAGUGCCAGGAUCUGAUUGUGCACAUAACAUUGUUUUAUACCAAGGCCAGGGCUACGGUGACACAGAUACGCCAAUAAUACAGCUCCCAUGCCUUGAACCCGUUUCGGAGGAAUCGAAAUUAAUAUAUUCCUCUAAAUUAAAUAAAACCAAUCACGACAGCAUUAAUUAUUAUUUGAGAUGUGAAGACAACGUAGUAUAUUCACCUACUAUGUCUAAACCUUCAGCGACUGAACUGAACAAGAAUAAUAAAGCUAAUUUAGAUAGCUCGAAAACAUAUUUACUAAACAAAAAUAUAGAUAAUAGUGUUUUUGGAUCUACAAAAAUCGCUCAAAAUAUUAUACACCAGAAGUCCUCUAAAAGUGCAAAGCCCAUACGAAAAUUCCGUUUCAUCAAUGCAUUUAUUCCAUCGGUGAUGUGUGUUAUAAUAUUAAUGACAGUGUUUGCAAUAUUUGUGAUAGAGUCCAAGUCUAAUUUCCUUCAGAAUGUUCGCAAUUUACCAGAAAUGAUUAGUUUACGAUAUCAAUACUAUCAACCACUUAAAGAGUAUGUAUUUAGUAAACUGGGAAUAAAAUUUUAGAUAUUGUGGAACCAACAAAAACUUUUGUUUCAUUGAAAUAGAUAAUUCAACCUGCGAUAAAUAAUCUCAAGGGAUUUUUCUCAUAAAGUUAAGAGUAAAUAGGGAGAACAUUUCUUUCAUUUUUUAAACAAUGUAAGAUUAUGUAGGUUUUAAUUGUAUAAUUUCAUUAAUUACAUUUUAUCUUUAGUAAUAUUUUAUACAAAUUUCGGCUUAACGCUAGUUAUUAAAAACUCCUUUCUAUAUCGGGUAAGUGGAUCAGGGCUUAGCCCGGGUCUUGAACUCAGAGUUUCGGGUCAAAAAUCUGGGGUCCCAGUUCCGUACCCCAAGAAAAAGAUAUUUCCCCGGAAUCAGGGUAAAAAUACCUACCUCUGGAAAAAAUUUCGAAAAAAUCGAAGAGUUUUUACUCAACUAAAAUUGUUCCCAAAUUUCUAAGGUAAUAAUAUUUAAUAUUUAUUUAAUUUGAAUUCUUUAGAGUUUAGAUUAAACACUCGUAAUAUUUCAAUUAUUAUAAAUUUACAUUUUAGUUUAGAUAUUGCAUUUUAAUUUAGAUAUUUUAUAGAGUUUAGUAUGCAGCUUUUGUUCGUUUUAACUGUUUAUGUGUCAGUAAAGUUCUUAUUGUCGCAAUAAGGCCUACAGGGAAAAUCAUUUUUGAUUAACGCAUACUUGUUCUUUAUUUUUUUGAUUCGACCUAUUUUCCCUUUUUGCAGAAGGCACUAAAGAUUAAUAAAGUCGUGAAAUGUGCAUUUAAAUAGUGACAAUAGCAAAUAAAUUAUAGCAUUAUUGAAUUUGAACUUAUCUCAGUCCACUCAUUGUAGUUCCGCAAUAAUACAAAAAUUAUUUAAAAAAAGACAAAAAACAACAAAUAUUUUUGGGCGCCAAUUAUUGUUUAGCUCCAAAAACCUGUAUGACUAUACGAAAACUAUUUAAGACAGUUUUAAACUGUUAAAACCAAAAAUAGAACCUAUGGACAAAUCAAAUUUUAUAUACAAAAAAAAAAAAAAAUAAAA
Messenger RNA from Musca domestica (house fly), 2852 nucleotides. RefSeq names its product FERM domain-containing protein 3 (gene Frmd5). Gene Ontology annotation, molecular function: cytoskeletal protein binding. Gene Ontology annotation, cellular component: cytoskeleton. The transcript has 8 exons. Lineage: Eukaryota; Metazoa; Arthropoda; Insecta; Diptera; Muscidae. Bases 115 to 1845 code for a protein of 576 amino acids. The record is from RefSeq and is a predicted model, not a curated record.